Molecule: messenger RNA, 1692 nt
Organism: Schistosoma turkestanicum
Lineage: Eukaryota; Metazoa; Platyhelminthes; Trematoda; Strigeidida; Schistosomatidae
Source: the annotation of a GenBank genome assembly
AGACGACAUCUUAAAUUAGAUGAGACGAUCAAAAUUUGGUUUACGCAAUAAGUAAAUAAAUAUAUAAGUACAUAUAUAUAUGUACAUCAGUUAACAAUUGAAACAUUACAAGUUAAUUUUGGUUUGUUUUAUCUCGUGCGGAUAUUGGAUAUUAAAUUCAUUGAACAUUGAAUUUAUUGAAUAUUGAACGAACUCUACACAGAAAACAGAAACAAUAUUUCAACUACGUUUAAGUUGCUUUCUAUAUACACAACAUCGAAGUUUUAUCUACCAAAUUCAAUCAGUGAAUUAAACUUUCAAGAAAAUUACAAUUUGAUCAGUGAAAUUACCGAUACCCAUUAAAUAAAUAAUGAGUAAAAAGAGUUCGUCCAAAUCGUCAUCUGGACGAAAAUCUUCAAAAAGCGAAUUGACACCAGAACAAAUCGCAAAUCUUAAAACAGAACUUUAUCAAUUAGCUAAGCAUAAUCUGACUCCUUUACCAAAUGAAGCUGAUUUUGCAACAUGUGAUGAUACACUGAAUCGUUUCUUAGUAGCAAGAAAUUAUGUUGUUGAAGAUGCUUUUAAACAACUGAAAACAGCUGUAGAAUGGCGUCGUGAAUAUCAACCAUUAAAAAUUCAAUGUAAAUGGUGUCAUGAAACACCAGGAUUUCAUUCAGUUCGACAAGUGGGUUUCGAUCGUGAAGGUCGACCGCUGAUGUAUGCAUGUUUUGCUCAAUGUCAAACAUUGAAAAAUAAUCCAGAUGAUGUUAUAUGUCAUAUGGUUUAUUUAAUUGAACAUGCAAGACGAAGUGUACGAACUUCAGUGAAUACAUUAGUAUUUAUUAUUGAUUGUACAGGAUUAACUGUAGCAUGUUGUAAUCCAAAAAUUGGUAAAAAAUUUGUACAAACAUUUGCUGAUUGUUAUCCAGAAACAUUGUAUAAAUUUAUUCUAAUUAAUCAUAGUACAUUUUUUCAUGGUAUAUGGAAAGCAAUCAAAGUAUUUAUUGAUCCGAAUACAGUGAAAAAAGUUAAAUUAGUACGUAAAGAAAAAAUCCAACGAACAUUUAACGAGAUGUUCACUAGUGAAACAGUCAAUUGGUUAUUAGAUGAAAUCAAAUUGAAUAAAACUAAUAUUUCAGAGAAUCAAUUGAAAUUUUGGCAACCACCAUCUACAUCAUCAUCGGAAUCUCAUGAUCCACGUGGUACACGUGAAUACAUUCAACAAUGUAUUGAACCAUUGAAAGUAUUAAUUGAACAAAAACAAUCAUAUCAAAGUCAUUUCAUAUUGAAUUAUGAUAAUUUAGGCUUGUAUAUACAUAUGCCACAUACAAAUAUUAUGGAUUGUAUGAAUAGAACAUUAAAACAAACUAAAAUUAAAGCACUGUUCAAUGGUAAAAAUAUUAAACCAGAUAAAGAAGAAUUACAAUCUUAUGGUGUAGAUCCAAAUGAUAAUCUGUCCGAGAUUAGUGGUGGUUCUGAAGAAUAAUUAUUAUUCGGGAUUGUGAAUUUGAUUUGAUUAUUUGAGUAUAUAGAUAUGUGUGUUGUUUUUGUUUAUCUUACUAGAUUUUUCAAUGGUUUGUUUGUUGGUUUAUCGAUUUAUUUAACUAAAAAACUGAUCAAUGUUCAAUAUAUAUAUAUAUAUAUAUAUAGAUAGAUAUACAUGUGUAUAUUGAAAUUUUGAUUGUAAAUUUUUGAUGUUUCAAUUAAAACAAG